AUGUCAUCGUCGUCAGGUAAUCAACAAGAACAAAAAAUACCAACAGUUAAUCUAUCUGAUGCUGAAUGGAAAAAAAAAUUAUCAGAUGAAGAAUAUCGUAUAUUACGUAAAAAAGAAACAGAAUAUUCGGGUACAGGUAAAUAUAAUAAACAUUUUGAAACGGGAAUAUAUAAAUGUGCUGGUUGUGGACAAGAACUUUAUGAGUCAUCGUCAAAAUUUGAUUCUCAUUGUGGUUGGCCAGCAUUUAGUUCAUCAUUAGCCACAUCAGUUAGACGUCAAAAAGAUGAAGAUGGUUAUCGUGAAGAAAUUUUAUGUGCUAAAUGUGAUGGUCAUUUAGUUGGCGAAACUGGACAAAUAGUUGAACGUGUCGAUGCAAAAAACAGCAAGAAAGUAGUGGAGAAAUCAGAAGAAACUGAACGUAAACCAACAUUUAGUGAACGUACAAAAAAACGACGAAGACGUGAAUGGGAUGCUAUGAAUUAUGAACCAUUUGAUAUAACACGUGGUCGUGAUUAUGAACGAUCAUUGCAACGAAUAUCUACACGUGGUAUUGUUCAACUAUUUAAUACAGUUCGGAAACAACAGCAAAAUUCAUCAUCAUCAACAACAACAAAAAAGAAAAAAGAAAAUACAAUAAAUAAAGGAGAAUUUCUUGAUAUGCUAAAGACAAUCGAUUCUGAUGAAGUCUCUUGCAAAAUUAUGAAAAAGAAUCAACUUACGACUGAAUCAACAACAAAAACAACACCAGUAAGAUGGAAUGUUCUUCAAGAUGAUUUGAUGGCGAGUAUUAAAGAUGAAGACGACGAUGAUGAUGAUGAUGAUGAUUGA
Molecule: messenger RNA, 828 nt
Organism: Rotaria sp. Silwood2
Lineage: Eukaryota; Metazoa; Rotifera; Eurotatoria; Philodinida; Philodinidae
Source: the annotation of a GenBank genome assembly